Messenger RNA from Brassica rapa (field mustard), 3081 nucleotides. RefSeq names its product receptor-like protein 6. The record is from RefSeq and is a predicted model, not a curated record. NCBI's taxonomy places the organism in Eukaryota, Viridiplantae, Streptophyta, Magnoliopsida, Brassicales, Brassicaceae. Gene Ontology annotation, molecular function: protein binding.
AUGAGCUUUCUUCUUCGUUCAAUCUGUUUCGUCUUCGUUUUAAACAUUCUUAACACGUUUGCUUCUCCUACACGGCACUUGUGCCGACCCGACGAAAAGAAUGCCCUUUUGGAGUUCGUGAAUGAGUUUGAGAUUCGGAAUCUUGACGAUGCUGUUUUUUCUAGUUUUUCUUAUCCCAAGACGAACUCGUGGAGCAACAAGAGUGAUUGUUGUUCAUGGGACGGUAUCACGUGCCAUGCCAAGUCUGGUGAAGUGGUCGAGCUAGACCUAAGUUCCAGUUGCUUCCACGGCAAACUAAGUUCCAAAAGCAGUCUUUUUAAGUUGCAAAGGCUCCGUGUCCUCAAUCUUGCUUACAACGAUCUCGUCUCUUCUGAGAUACCUAGCCAGCUCGGUACACUCAAGGAGUUAACACUACUCAACCUCUCAAACACUUUGUCAUCUGGUCCAAUUCCAACAGAGCUUCUUCAUCUAACCAAGUUGGUGUCUCUUGACCUCUCUUCUAACUCAUUAUCAGCUCAAAAGUCAUUUCUUAACAAUCUUUCCCAGAAUUUGACAAACCUAGAGGAGCUUAACCUAGGUCUUGUAGACAUUUCUUCAGAAAUUCCUCCAAAUAUCUCAAAACUAUCCUCUCUCAAAUCACUCUCUCUUGAUGAAUGUAACUUGUUUGGUAAAUUACCAAGCAGUAUUUUUAUGAUUCCUACUAUGCAAUCCAUUAACUUGCAAGGCAAUCAAGAUAUGGUAGGAUCUCUUCCAGAGUUUAAUAGAAAUAACUCUCUUGUUUUCUUGGACCUCUCUUGGAUAUCCCUAGGUAACUUACCUGUCUCCAUCAACAACCUUAAACACUUGACUACUUUGAAACUUGGGUUUUGCAAUUUACAUGGACAGAUUUCAUCUUCACUUGGAAACUUAACUAACCUAUCCACUCUUGACCUUUCAUCUAAUUUUUUCAAUGGUCAUAUCCCUUCUUCAUUUGGAAAUCUUCUCCAUCUUACCUCUUUAGUCCUUUCUCAUAAUAGACUUAGUGGCCAAAUCCCACCUUCCUUUGCCAAUCUUAAUCAACUUACUACCUUAAGUCUUGUUUCCAAUAAGCUUAGUGGUAACUUUCCUCUUCCAUUACUCAAUCUCACAAAGUUGUCAGAGUUAUCACUGGUCAACAAUCAUUUCACAGGUACACUUCCUCCAAACAUAAGUGCACUUUGCAACUUAGAGACCUUUGAAGCAAGUGAAAACAUUUUCACUGGAACUCUCCCUUCUACUCUCUUCAACACCCCUUCUUUGACUUACAUCGAUUUGAAAGAUAAUCAACUCAAUGCCAUUCUUGAGUUUGGGAAUAUCUCUUCACCAUCUAAGCUAGAAAGGUUAUCACUUGGCAAUAACCAUUUCCAAGGGUCUCUCCCAAUAUCCAUUUCAAGCUUAGUCAAUCUUUACAGCCUUGACCUUUCUUAUUACAACACGGGGAUGUCAGUAGACUUUGGUUUCUUAUCACAACUCAAGGGUCUCAUAGAUCUGGACAUAAGCUAUAUAAACACCACAAAUAUAGUUGACUUGAGUACCAUCUUCUUACAUCUCAAGUCCCUAUCUUCACUGCAGAUGUCAGGGGUACAUGUCUCGACCGCGAAAAUGGGUUUAGUUUCCAAUCUACCAACGAACUUAGGCACCUUGCACUUGUCAGGCUGUGGUAUCACAGAGUUUCCAAAAUUCCUAAAGAACCUACAAAAGAUGUCUCAGUUGGAUCUCUCAGACAACAAAAUCAAAGGUGAGGUGCCACAUUGGCUGUGGAAUCAUCUACCAAUGCUAUCAGUCCUGAAUCUACGCAACAACUCUUUCACCGGUCUUGAAAGAUACUCAAAUGAUUCAUCUAGACUGGAGCUUAUUGUUCUAGAUUUGAGUUCAAACGCGUUCCAAGGACCGUUGUUCGACCCACCAGUCUCCACAGAAGCAUUAGUCGUCUCCAACAACAACUUCACAGGAAAGAUCCCUGAAUCCAUAUGUGAGCAGAGAUAUCUACAAACCCUUGAUUUAUCCAACAACAGCUUCACAGGCUCAAUACCUCAAUGUCUAAAGAAUCUGAACAGUUAUCUUUCAUUUCUUAUCCUCCACCAUAAUCAACUCAAUGGAAGUAUUCCAGAAAUAUUCAACAACGCCACUGACUUAGUAUCCAUUGACGUCAGCCAAAACAGGUUGGUUGGGAAGCUUCCAAGGUCACUGAAGAGCUGCACUAGCCUCGAAGUUCUCAACGUGAGAAGCAAUGGAAUCGACGACACGUUUCCUUUCUGGCUGAACACUUUGCCUGAGCUAAAAGUCAUUGUCCUCCGCAACAACAGCUUCAAAGGACCUUUACACCGUCAUCAUCCUUUCGGUUUUCCCAAGCUGCAAAUCAUUGAUGUAUCCAACAAUGGCUUCAACGGGACACUACCAUCAGAUUACUUUGCAGACUGGAACAUGACAAGACGUGAAGAUCGGUCGGGAGUUAUUUACAUCAGAUAUAAUGAUUAUUACCAUGAUUCAAUGGUCUUGAUGAGUAAAGGAGUAGAGAUGAAACUGGAACGGAUAUUGAAACUCUUAACAGCUAUUGACUUGUCAGGAAAUGAACUCAGUGGAAAGAUCCCUGAGUCCAUUGGUCUGCUCAAGGAUCUUAUUGUGCUCAAUCUAUCAAGCAACGGUUUCACUGGUGACAUACCUUCAUCUUUUGGGAAUCAGAGUCAGCUCGAGUCAUUAGACUUAUCGAAUAACAAGCUUUCAGGGUCAAUUCCACCUUCUCUCGGGGAUCUCUCUAGUCUGUCUUACAUCAAGGUUUCCAACAACCAGCUCCACGGUCCAAUACCGCAAAGUACACAGUUUCAAACUCAGUCUGCUUCGUCUUUUGAAGGAAACCUUGGACUGUGUGGUCUUCCUCUCAGUGAAAAGUGCGGAAAGCAAUCACAAGAGCCAGAAGCAGAGGAAGCAGAGGAGGAGGAAGAAGGAGUACUGAGCUGGACUGCAGCUGCCAUAGCCUUAGCACCUGGAGUUAUCCUCGGGUUGACAAUUGGGCACAUUUUGGUUACACAAAAGACUCACUGGUUCAUGAGAUUCCUUGCGUGA